This is a messenger RNA of Gossypium arboreum, 2851 nucleotides long. RefSeq lists its product as uncharacterized. The transcript is spliced from 3 exons. The record is from RefSeq and is a predicted model, not a curated record. Bases 637 to 1203 code for a protein of 188 amino acids. Lineage: Eukaryota; Viridiplantae; Streptophyta; Magnoliopsida; Malvales; Malvaceae.
UGCAGGGAAAAGAAGGGCAUUGAAAGAAUUGACAUAAAGAAACCAUUUCUCAUUCUCAAGGAUGGGAUGCAGCACAUGAUACCACAUGUGCAAAAAACAUCAGAAUUUGCACUUACAUUGCAAGAGAAGCCAGAGUAUAGCGAAUGCAUACCUCAAAGGGAAAGCAGACAUGCUAACAAGCUUCUCCUAGGCAAUCAACAAAAGCUGCAAAGUAAUCAUGGAUUUCAAGAGGUGCAAAUGCUCCAAAAAUCAGAGCUUCGUGGCAAAAAGCAACAGUCAGAACUGAAGGAAGAACAAAGUACUGAACAGAUAUUGCGGAGGAAGAAACAAAAGGGAAAUGAACUAUUCUCCAAACCAAUGUCAGGUGCCACCAAUUUGCAAAAGAAGCAGCCACAAAUGAAACAAGCAGAAACUAGUAGGAAAGGCCCCAGCAAACAUAUUGAUGUAACAAAAUUAAAUGGAUUCCCAGAUGGCAGGCACCACCAAAACCUAGCCAGGACUGGGAGUUCAAAAAUUAAAGGUUAAUUAGACAGAAACUCUGGUCAGCAUUACACUCAAGGAGUUAUUGAAUCUGAAUCUCUAAAAGAUCAAAACCUGUUUGCCGUGGAUGAGAAACCUGUUCAAGGGCAAACAACAAUGAAGGCAAGAACCAUAAAUGUGUAUAAACAUGGGAGUUCCAUUUCACAAGAUACGGAAAAGGCAAGGCAGGAGAAACUUGCUAUCUCAAGCGAAGCAGAUCAAAUGAAAACCAGCAGGUUUGAAGAAGUGGAACCACAGAUCAUUAGAUCCAAUAAAUCAGUAGCAAGCAAACAAAUAUCAAGUGUAGAAGCACAGAAAAAUUCUAUUUUGUGCAGUCCUCUAGAAGAUGGAUGCCAAAGCCUAAAUGAACUACAAGCUUUGGCUUGGAGAGAGAGUUGUCAAAAUAGAUCAGUGCCAUUGGUUACAAAAGAACAGCAAGAUCAAGAACCUGAUUUUGGCAAAGACGAAGAGCUCAAGUUUAAGAACAACAUAUCUGAACCACUACAUGGAACUCGUGAAGAGAGUAGAGAAAUGCCUUGCACCCCCCAGUCGCAGCAUCAAAGAACUUGUGAUUCAGAGAUGCCAGUGUUGGAAAUUGGCCAUCCAUGCUACUGUUAUGUUUUUGUUGAGUGCAUACGGCUUGUAUGCAUGCUGCAUGCUGCAGCAACAUGUUGUCUGUUGUAGUUGCAAUUUAGUUUAGUUUGGUUGAAAAUGAACUAAGUUGCUUGACGCUUUGAUGUGUUUAGGUGAUGAUUGAGCUGAUAAUUCACUUAUUGAUGUGUACAAGUAAUGCUUAGCAAGUCCCUAGGCUACUAAGUGGGAGUAGGUAGUAUUUGGUAAUGUGUUUUCUAUAAAUGUAUUGUUUCUUUAUUGAAUGAGUAAGCAUAUCUCGUAAGCAAAUCAAUUUUCUUAGCUAAAGCCGAUUGCUUCCUUGCUUCACAUUUGUGAGCAAGUAAUUUGUUCUUUGUUUCUUGCAUUUGUUUCAUUGUUCUUUGUUCUCUGUUUCCUUCUUUUGUUGCUGAUUUUUCCUUCAACUUUAGCUCAAGUUUGUGCUCAUUUUUGCUCUUGGUUUCACUUGAUCUUCUUGAGCAAAUUUGUUGUUUAUUUUGUGUUUUGCUGCUGCCAAUGUUCCAACAAAUGGUAUCCAGAGCUUUUAUGAUCUUAAAGGGCCUUUGGAAUUUUUGCUUCUACUGCUAGAAAGGCAAGGAGCCGUUGAAGCCUGUCAUCUUUGAAGGCUUGUCUUUGCUUCUGCUACUUGUUAAGAAAGAAGCUGCCAAAGUCUAACAUCUUUGAGGGCUAUUUGUUAAGGUAGCAGCAACUCACAUUUGUGAGACUAUAAGUUGAAGGAGGAGAAGACAGCAGCAACUCACCCCUGUGAGACUCUCAAACAAGCUUAGGAUAAGCUGAAGGAGGAGUUUCAAGGAAGACAGUAUGUGAAGAGCAAGUCUGUCAAAGGUGAAGUUCAAUGCAAGUUGUAAAGUUGCAAGCCUGUUGAAGACAGUAAACCAAGUGCGAGCCUGUCAAAGUGAGAGCCCGUCUAAAUGCAAGCCGAGUGGGUGCAAGCCAAAGUGUGGCGGACGGUCUAAAUGCAAGCUCGAGAGGGUGCAAGCUGUAGAUUGAAGGCAAGCAAACUAUACUUGCAAGCUGUUUGUGUAAGAAAAAAAACAGGACAGUAAUGAACAAAUGAACAAGCUAGGCAAGAUGUGUUGUCAACCGAGGCUAUGAAGGAGGAGAAGACUCCAUUUGAUGAGCAAAUGUUUGGCACAAAAGACUGGGAUAGUCAAGUGUGCAAGUCAGAUUUGCUAUGAAGGAGGAGAAGACUCCAUUUGAUCAACGAAUAUUUAGGCACAAAAGACUGGGAUUGUCAAGUGUGUGAGUGAGAUUCUGUUGAUAAUGAGGCCAAGGUUGAAGAUAAGUUGAGAAUGAAGUUCUUGUGCAGGGUCAACUUGAAAGAAAGCAUCUAAGGACUGCCAAGUUCAAAAACUUGAUGAAUGAAUGACAUUUGCAGCAUGGAGUCCAAGGAGGAGUGUUGGAAAUUGGCCAUCCAUGCUACUGUUAUGUUUUUGUUGAGUGCAUACGGCUUGUAUGCAUGCUUUGCAUCUUCAGACAACAUGUUGUCUAUUGUAGUUGCAAUUUAGUUUAGUUUGGUUGAAAAUGAACUAAGUUCUUGACGUUUUGAUGUGUUUAGGUGAUGAUUGAGUGAUAAUUCACUUAUUGAUGUGUACAAGUAAUGCUUAGCAAGUCCCUAGGCUACUAAGUGGGAGUAGGUAGUAUUUGGUAAUGUGUUUUCUCUAUAAAUGUAUUGUUUCUUUAUUGAAUGAGUAAGCAUAUC